Vitis riparia (riverbank grape) is the source of this 1796-nucleotide messenger RNA. Its product is annotated as AAA-ATPase At3g50940-like. NCBI's taxonomy places the organism in Eukaryota, Viridiplantae, Streptophyta, Magnoliopsida, Vitales, Vitaceae. The transcript has 2 exons. The record is from RefSeq and is a predicted model, not a curated record. Bases 126 to 1628 code for a protein of 500 amino acids. Gene Ontology annotation, molecular function: ATP binding; ATP hydrolysis activity.
AUAGUCCAUGAAAUUUUUCUAAACUUCUUACUAUAAGAUCAAACACAAAGGCUGAUAGGCGAAGCUAGGACAAACCUCACACUCCUCAAAUCAUACCAUUACCUCCCUUCGGAAUCCUACCACACAUGUCGUCUCUCCCAAAUGGGGAAAGAGCAGCGACAGUUUUGUCAGCAGCUGCCUCCCUGGCAGCUUCGGCCAUUCUUUUUCGAACCAUUGCCAGUGAUCUCGUGCCUGGUGAAGUUCACGGCUACUUCUCCUCCACCCUGCAUAGUAUUUUCCGCUAUCUCUCUUCCCAACACACCAUCAUUAUAGAAGAAUUCAAAGGUAACCAAGGGCAUACCGUGAAUGAGCUGUUUGAGGCUGCCGAAGUGUACCUGGGUACCAAAACGAGCCCAGCAGUCCGAAAGCUGAGAGUGGGAAAGGAUGAAGAGGAGAAGAAAUUGGCGGUCACCAUUGAUGGAGAUGAAGAAAUUGUUGAUGUUUUUGAGGAUGUGAAAGUGACGUGGAGGUCGAUUUCGAGACAAGUGGAGUCGUUAGGGUUUGGGAACAUGGGAGGGGAAGGUAGGACUUUCUGGUUGGAAGACUCCGACGAGACUGUAUGGUCCGAAGAGAGAUCGUAUGAGCUAGGUUUUAACAAAAAGCACAAAGACAAGGUCUUGAAUUCAUACUUUCCGUAUAUUUUAGAGCGAGCGAAGGCCAUUAAAGAGGAAAACAAGGUGGUGAAGCUCCACACUGUGAAUACGCACCAUGGUUGUUGGCGAGACGCGAUCAUUCUCGAUCACCCAAUGACUUUCCAGACCCUUGCGAUGGAUUCUGAGCUUAAGACGGCUUUACUGGAGGACCUAGACAACUUUGUGAAGGGGAAAGCAUUUUACAAAAGAAUGGGGAAAACUUGGAGACGCGGGUACUUGUUGUAUGGCCCUUCAGGGACAGGAAAGUCGAGCUUGAUUGCAGCCAUGGCUAAUCACCUGAACUACGACAUCUAUGACAUGGAUCUCACAGGUGUAGGAUCCAACGACGAUCUCCGGCUUUUGUUGCUAGCCAUGCCCAGUAAAGCAAUUCUAGUCAUCGAGGAUGUUGACUGUGUCGUCAAUCUACAAAACCAAGAAGACAAUGAAGAGGACCGAGAAGAUAGAGAGGAAGCAACCACAGGGGAACCAUACAACCCAUGGGAUGAAGAUGGAUGGGUAACAGAGGAUGAAAUCGAACCCGAGAAUCAGGUAACACUCUCCGGCUUUCUCAACCUCAUCAAUGGCCUUCUGUCAUGCUGCAGUGAAGAACAAAUCCUCGUGUUCACUACCAAUCACAGAGAACAGCUUGACCCUGCUUUGCUGAGGCCAGGGUGCAUAGAUAUGGAGAUUCACAUGUCAUGCUGCACCAUUUCUGCAUUCAAGCAACUCGCCUGGAACUAUCUAGGGCUUUAUGAUCAUCCACUCUUUGAACAAAUUGAAAGGCUAAUGGGAGAGGUGAAGGUCACACCUGCAGAAGUUGCAGGGGAGUUGAUGAAGAGCAAAGAUGCUGACGUUUCCCUGCAAGGCGUCAUCGAGUUCUUCCACAAGAAGAUUGAAAAAAAUGAAGCAAAAACAGCCAAAGAUAAUGGAAGCAUAAAAGGAUUAGAAAAUAUAUAAACAUUAAUACCAUUGUGAGUAGUGGUCAAUGUGGAGGCACUACCCUCCAAAGAAAUUGAAAGCAGCUUUCAAUUCAAAGCAUGAUUCGGAGUUUUAAGAUUGCCCGAAUCUUAAACUUGUUUGUAUGAACCAAAAGCCAUCAUUUUAUAAAAUGGGUUGGAAUCGAAA